AGCAGAAGCAGAAGGAGAUAUCUUCAAAAAACAGCGAUGGUGUUUCGAGCAGUUCUCAAUCUGAAAAUUCACCAAUCGAGCAAGUGGCUCUUACAGUUCCGGUCACCGACAACUCAACUCUUCCGGUCGUUACAUUCCGAAUGUGGAUACUCGGAACCCUAGCUUGUAUUCUCCUCUCAUUUCUCAAUCAAUUCUUCUGGUUCCGCCGUGAGCCUCUCUCAAUCAGCUCAAUCUCAGCUCAAAUCGCGGUGGUUCCAUUAGGUCAUCUCAUGGCUAUGGCGAUCCCAAAUCGAGUGUUCUUCAAAGGGAGAAAAUUCGAAUUCACGAUGAAUCCAGGACCGUUUAAUGUAAAAGAACAUGUAUUGAUAACGAUUUUCGCGAACUCCGGCGCCGGGAAUCCGUAUGCGAUUCAUAUCGUCAGUGCGGUCAAGGUUUUCUACAAGAGGACGUUGACUUUCUGGGUUUCGUUGAUCGUUGUUCUGACGACGCAAGUAUUGGGCUUUGGAUGGGCCGGGCUUUUUCGGAGGUAUUUGGUGGAGCCCGCUGCCAUGUGGUGGCCCCACAAUCUUGUCCAAGUUUCUCUUUUCAGGGCCCUUCAUGAAAACGAAGAAAGAGCCAAGUACGAAUUGACACGAAACCAGUUCUUCCUCAUUGCCUUUUUAUGUAGCUUUGCUUACUAUGUCUUUCCAGGUUACCUUUUCCCGAUGCUAAGUUCCCUUUCAUGGCUAUGCUGGAUAUUCCCAGCUUCUGUCCUUGCCCAACAGUUGGGUUCUGGGCUUCAUGGUCUUGGAAUGGGUGCCAUUGGACUCGAUUGGUCUAGUAUAUCCUCCUAUCUGGGAAGCCCACUAGCUAGUCCAUGGUUCGCCACUGCAAACAUUGCUGCUGGAUAUUUUCUCAUUAUGUAUGUUGUUACACCUAUUAUGUACUGGUCCAAUGUGUACAAAGCCAAAACCUUUCCAAUAUUCUCAGACGGCCUCUUCACAUCAGAUGGUCAAACAUACAAUAUUUCAGCCAUUGUCGAUCAAAAUUUCCAUAUUGAUUUCAAUGCAUAUGAACACGAGGGCCCUCUCUACCUCAGCACUUUCUUUUCAAUGACUUACGCAUUUAGCUUUGCUUGCCUCAGUGCCACAGUCGUUCAUGUCUUCCUCUUCCAUGGACGAGACCUGUGGCAGCUGAGCAAGUCCGCUUUCCAAGAGAAGAAAAUGGAUAUUCACACGAAGCUCAUGAGAAAAUACAAGCAAGUUCCUGAAUGGUGGUUCUUAAGCAUUCUUCUUGUAAAUAUUGCCGCUACUGUGUUUAUAUGUGAAUAUUACAAAACACAGCUCCAAUUACCAUGGUGGGGCGUCUUGCUGGCAUGCGGUCUUGCUUUCUUUUUCACCCUUCCGGUUGGAGUUAUCACUGCCACCACAAACCAAACUCCUGGGUUGAAUGUGAUAACGGAGUACAUAAUUGGCUACUUGUACCCCGGUUAUCCAGUAGCUAACAUGUGCUUUAAGGUGUACGGCUACAUCAGCAUGAAGCAGGGAUUAACCUUUUUACAAGACUUAAAGCUUGGGCAUUACAUGAAGAUUCCUCCUAGAGCAAUGUUUAUGGCUCAGGUUGCUGGAACGUUGAUAUCAGCUUUAGUGCAUCUCGGAACAGCAUGGUGGCUCAUAGACACUGUCCCGGAUAUUUGUGACAGGGCUUUGAUUCCUCCUGGAAGCCCUUGGACCUGCCCAGGCGAUCAUGUAUUUUAUGAUGCCUCAGUCAUCUGGGGUUUGAUUGGGCCGCAAAGAAUUUUUGGAAACCUUGGCCAUUACUCCGCCCUUAACUGGGCUUUCUUAUUUGGAGCUAUAGCUCCUGUCAUUGUUUGGAUCGCGCACAAGACUUUCCCUAGCCAGCAGUGGAUCAGGUUAAUCACAGUGCCUGUACUAUUAGCUGGGAUAAUGAAUAUGCCACCAGCUACUUCUGUCAACUACAACAGUUGGAUCAUCAUAGCUUUUCUCUCUGGAUUUGUUGUUUAUAGAUACAAUCAGAAAUUAUGGAGUCGUCACAAUUAUGUUUUAUCUGGUGCGUUAGAUGCUGGAUUAGCAUUCAUGGGGGUGUUGUUGUAUUUAUGCUUGGGAAUGGAGCAUGUUAGGCUUAACUGGUGGGGAAGUGAUGCAGAUCGAUGCCCACUGGCUAAAUGUCCAACUGCUGAAGGGAUUGUGGUUAAAGGAUGCCCAGUUUUUUAAGUGAUCAUUGAAAUGAUAUGUCUGGAAUUAUUCUUU
Solanum verrucosum is the source of this 2249-nucleotide messenger RNA. RefSeq names its product oligopeptide transporter 7-like. The record is from RefSeq and is a predicted model, not a curated record. Gene Ontology annotation, molecular function: oligopeptide transmembrane transporter activity. Bases 141 to 2213 code for a protein of 690 amino acids. Lineage: Eukaryota; Viridiplantae; Streptophyta; Magnoliopsida; Solanales; Solanaceae. The transcript has 5 exons. Gene Ontology annotation, biological process: transmembrane transport.